AUGAUGACAGCCUUCCGAAUUAUGUUCUUGAUCAUCCUGGCUAUGGCGGUGAUUCCGUCUACGAUCAAAGCAAUGAACCCAAGAAAGCUUGAUGAAACCACCAACCCUGUCGGAACACCGGAUGACCAAAUCAAGUGUGGAAGUUGUCCCUGCGGAACGACUUGUUACACCAGUCCUCCACCACCAUCACCAUCACCGCCGCCACCAUCUCCACCACCACCGCCGAAGAAGAAGCCGCCUCCAUCUUCCGGUGUGAACUGCCCACCACCUCCGUAUAGUGGAGGUGGGGGGUGGAGGUGGAGGUGGAGGUGGAGGUGGGCUAGCCCCGCCCAAUUACAUUUACAUAACUGGUCCACCUGGUGA
Messenger RNA from Lactuca virosa, 363 nucleotides. The record is from the annotation of a GenBank genome assembly. NCBI's taxonomy places the organism in Eukaryota, Viridiplantae, Streptophyta, Magnoliopsida, Asterales, Asteraceae.